GGAGGUGGGGGGUCGGGAAGGCCAGGCCAGGCGGCGCGGAGGCGGGAGUGAGGCGCGGGAGAGAAGCUUCCUGUCCCAGCUGCGCGCCCAUGGACCAAGAAGAGGAACCCUGGGGUCCGGCCCCGGAGCCCGCCGCCGCCUCUGAGGAAGGGGAUACCCUGGGAGCCCCCCCCGGAGUCGGGCUCGCCUCCGAGAGCCCCGCAGCCCCCCCGGGGUCAGCCGGGGGCCCGGAGCCACCUGCUCGCCAGGACUCCGACGACCCGGCCCGGCCCUUCCGCUGCCCAGACUGCGGGCGCGCCUUCCGCCGCAGCUCGGGGCUGAGCCAGCACCGGCGCACGCACAGCGGCGAGAAGCCGUACCGCUGUCCGGAGUGCGGCAAGAGCUUCAGCCACGGGGCCACGCUGAGCCAGCACCGGGGCAUCCACACGGGUGAGAAGCCCUACCAGUGUGGCACGUGCGGCAAGGCCUUCGGCUGGCGCUCGACCCUGCUGAAGCACCGCAGCAGCCACACUGGGCUCAAGCCCCACUCCUGCCCCCACUGCGGCAAGGCGUUCAGCCACGGCUCUCUGCUGGCCCAGCACUUGCGCACGCAUGGGGACGAGCGGCCCCACAAGUGCGGCGCCUGUGGGAAGGGGUUCGGCCAGGGCUCGGGGCUGCUCAAGCACCUCCGCACCCACACCGGCGAGCGCCCCUACCCCUGUCCGCAGUGCGGCAAGGCCUUUGGGCAGAGCUCGGCCCUGCUCCAGCACCAGAGGACCCAUACGGCCGAACGCCCCUACCGCUGCCCGCACUGCGCCAAGGCCUUCGGCCAGAGCUCCAACCUGCAGCACCAUCUCCGCACCCACACCGGGGAGCGGCCCUACGCCUGCCCGCACUGCGCCAAGGCCUUCGGCCAGAGUUCCGCCCUGCUCCAGCACCUCCACGUGCACUCGGGCGAGCGACCCUACCGCUGUCACCUCUGCGGCAAGGGCUUCGGUCAGGCCUCCAGCCUCACCAAGCACCGGCGCACCCACGAAGGGGCGGCUGCCCGGGCGGCAGCCGACGGAGGGGAGGGGCCGCCCCCGGAGGGGGCCGAGCAGCAGGAGGAGGGGAGACAGAGAGAAUUGGAAGGAGCCGGGAUCCCAUCCGUCUCCGACCCCCAUGUGGGUCCCCUUUCACUGGAGAGGCAGCGGGACCUCGUCCAGGAGUGGGAGGCAGGGGAGCCCACGGUGGCAUCUUGCGGGAGGGGGCUCCUGGACAAGACCCCAGGCGGGUGGCUGUGCUACCCGCCGGAGGGAACUGGCACGGUGCAGGACUGGAGGUCAUGUGGCCGUGAGAGCGAGGCUCCGGUACUGGAAGUUCACCCCAACCCACGCAAACAGACCCACCGAAGCAGUCAGAGCCAGGUGGGCGGCAGCAAACAGACCCACCUGCAGUCGGGGUUCCGGGGAGGGAUUGCAGCGGUGGUGUUGCUCAGAGUUGGAGUCGCCCCCGGGGCGACCGAUCCCCCUAACCUCCCCCCAGUCUUGGGCUGCACUCUCCUGCCUGGGUCCAGAGCGGGCAACAGGGACUCGGAGGGGAAGUGGGACCGGGCCCGAUUCCUGGCAGAUGGGAAGGAGGGAGGGCAGAGUUGA
Messenger RNA from Tachyglossus aculeatus (Australian echidna), 1613 nucleotides. It is a transcript of the gene ZNF358, whose product is annotated as zinc finger protein 358. Gene Ontology annotation, molecular function: DNA-binding transcription activator activity, RNA polymerase II-specific; RNA polymerase II cis-regulatory region sequence-specific DNA binding. Gene Ontology annotation, cellular component: nucleus. The coding region runs from base 90 to 1613 and encodes 507 amino acids. The transcript has 6 exons. Gene Ontology annotation, biological process: regulation of transcription by RNA polymerase II. The record is from RefSeq and is a predicted model, not a curated record. Lineage: Eukaryota; Metazoa; Chordata; Mammalia; Monotremata; Tachyglossidae.